UCGUUACGGCACGUGCGUGGUGUUUCCACGACUGUCGGCGAAAUUAAAUAAUCCAAGGUCGUCGUGGCGGUGAGAGCAAGGUCAUCAGGGUCGCGGAAUCGCGAGGAGAAUGUGGAGGAAAGACGCGACCAGGCUGGCCAGAGUGAUCGUCAUCGCCACGCUGAUUUCCCUGACUGUUGACGGGACCGCCGCCGGAAGCUGCAGCUCCGCAAAGCUCUGUUGCCAAGGCAGGGACUCGGGCUGCGUCAUUCAAAAAGAAUCUCCGAACGCGAUUAUCGAGAGCCCGCGCGACAAACCGUGCUACUGCGAUCACGCAUGUCUCAAACUCGCCGAUUGCUGCGACGACUUUAAGGAGACCUGCGGUGUGGUCGACUGCGUGGUGAGCGAAUGGAGUCCAUGGACUCCUUGCGAUAACGGAUGCGGAAGUGGCACUCAAAGGCGCAGCCGAGUGAUCGAGAUCGAGGAAAAGAAUGGCGGAAAGCACUGUCCGCACUUGGACCAGGAGAGGACAUGCCGCAGCUUCCAAAAAUGUCACGCUGGAAUUCGCUCGCAGUCACAUGUUAAAAGUGUGACGCUUCUUGAGAUUUUUCCGAGCGACGGCAACAGUACGGAUGUAAGGAUCAAGGAUAGGAUCGUCGAUAAAAGAGGCAGCUGCAUUCCUUUCACCAUUACGUGGAGUUCACGAGGUUGUGGCAAGUUUUUGGAAUUGCUCUCGCAAGGUUUAUCCAUUUGCGUGGAGCGUCCCGGUAACGAGAGUCUGGACAAAUACGUGGGCGUGAACAAGUGGAAACUAUCGACCAAUAUUGCUGGUAGCAGUAAUCAAUACAGCCAAUCGACCAGUUCGAUCUGUCACGGAAGAUGGUACGGCGAUUCGAAGCUGGUAGAUUGUCACGAUUGGCGAUGCGUCCGAAAAUCGACUCCGUACACCACGCAAUGGCUCCGACGUCGACGUCGCAGGGGAGCAAAUAGCAAUGCCGUCGUCAACAAUACGGAUAGAGUCAUAAGAAGGCGAAGAAGAGGCAGACGACGGAAGAGGAGUAGAAGAAGAAGGCGCGACGUCGCUGUCGCGAAGCGGUGA
This is a messenger RNA of Atta colombica, 1078 nucleotides long. RefSeq names its product somatomedin-B and thrombospondin type-1 domain-containing protein-like. The record is from RefSeq and is a predicted model, not a curated record. The transcript is spliced from 5 exons. The coding region runs from base 110 to 1078 and encodes 322 amino acids. NCBI's taxonomy places the organism in Eukaryota, Metazoa, Arthropoda, Insecta, Hymenoptera, Formicidae.